CCUCGAUUUGAUUUCACAGGUAGCCCAGUCUUGUGCUUUUAGUUAAAUGGGCUAAUUGUGUUGCUCUUUAGGCUACAGUUAAUGAGACACGGUCGUGGUUUUAGCAGACUUCCCGGACUUCCCGCACUAGUUUGUCUGGCAGCUCACACUAGGACACAACAGUUCUCGCAGAUAGGCUACGCUGCAUCCUUUGUUUGGGGUCCCUCCUGAACUUCGCAAACUUGUUCGCUCUUGGCUCCCACGACACCCUCGAGGGAGGAUGGCUGCCAUCAAGGCGCUGCAACAGUGGUGCAAGAACCAGUGUGAUGGCUACAAAAAUGUGGUAAUCACGAACAUGACAACGUCUUUCAGAGAUGGAUUAGCGUUCUGUGCGUUGAUCCAUAAAUACAGACCGGAUCUCAUAAACUAUGAGUCUCUCAGAAAAGAGAAUAUUUAUGAGAACAACAAACUGGCCUUUCAUGUGGCCGAGGAGCACUUGGGGAUUCCCGCCCUGCUGGAUGCAGAGGAUAUGGUGGCCCUGAGCAUCCCUGACCGACUCAGCAUUCUCACCUACGUCUCCCAGUACUACAACUACUUCAAUGGCCGCUCCCCAAUUGGAGGGGUGGGCGGUGUUAAGAGACCUGCUGAAGACUCCAAGGAGGAGCCGUCCGAGAAGAAGAACCUUCCGGUUGUUUCCAAAGUCUUCAGCCACAAAAGAGCCAUCGAGAACUGUCCUCCAGCCCCACUCAUCCAGAAACCGUCACCACAGCUUAAACCAGAACCAGCUGCCCAACAGAAGGCUGUUUUAGUGGAGAGCUCUAAUAAAACUGGCACCCUGAAUAGCAAAUGUGCUGUUUGCAAGACCCAUGUACAUUUGGUGCAGCGCCACCUAGUGGAUGGGAAAUUGUACCACAGGAGCUGUUUCAAGUGCAGUGAAUGCUCAAACCCUCUCCUGCCAGGGGCAUACAAGACGGGACCUGAACCAGGGACAUUUAUCUGCAAUGCACACCAGAAUGGCUACAAGUCCUCACUUCCCAGAGCUGCACAAAAGAGCAUAGCUGACCCUGUAAAACCCCCCACUACUCCUGCUACUCCUGCAGUGCAGCUACAGGUGCCAAAGAAAGAUGACAAGACCCAGCCUGCAGUCCCAAAGACCGCCUCCAUGCUAACUGUCCCUGGGAAAGCCACUCCCAGGCCCGUGGAGCCCAGUCCAGCGCCGCAGCCAUGGACCCCCUCAGCGCAGAGGACCCAGGCGGCCAGACGGCAGUUCUUCCAGUCCUCCACCCAGGCUCCAUCCUCAGCUCCAUCCUCAGCUCCAGCUCCAUCCUCAGCUCCAGCCCCGGCGCUUUCCUCCGCUGAGGCUCUAAGAGAAUCCAUUGCCCAUCGGCCGGCGCCAGUGCCAACAGAAGCUGGCACCGCCCCGUCCAGAGCUCCGUCCAAGCCAGAGGAGAAGGAGCGUGCCCGGGCACUGAUCAGCAGGAAACUGGGCGAGGGGAACUGCAACAAUAACAACACAGCGUAUCAGUUUGGCUGCAGGACUGAUAAUAAUUGGUCUGGGAAGGGGCUGUGCUCUGCCGGGGCGCCCAGCUGGAGGCUGGAGAAACACAGCCAAGGCACGGCGGGGGGUGGGGCGGCCCCUGCACACCCCACCACCAGCACCACUAGCACCCCCAUCCCCACCCCCAUGCCUGCCAUCAGCACCAGUUCCUCCUCCUCCUCCACCUCCACCUCCUCCUGCAGCAGCAAGGAAUCCCUCUGGCUGGCUGCCAUCAGGGAACGAGAGCGAGCGAGUGCGAGAGCUCCCCCCAGCCCCGUCGCCGUGGCCACCACUGCCUCCUCCUCCUCUUCCUUCUCCUCCUCGUCUUCUGCGCUCGCCUGCGGUGCCAAAGCCAAACCCAUAGCUGGUUUAGACGUCUCUGCAGCUGACUGGCGAUCAAAGCUCCAGCCCGUCUCAAAUGGACCAAGCCUGAAAUCUCCUGAACCCGCUAAAGGGUUGCCCCCCAACCCUGUGGAGAACAAGCCUACUAUGACCUACAAGGCUAGUCUAUGCAUCACCGUGACCUCGACCGCUUCUGAUAAGCUCCACUCCUUAACCAGCCCUUCCUCAUCAGGGUCCAGCAGUUACAGACCCCCCUCUGUCCAGCAGCCUGGGAGGAAAAGCUCAGGGGGUUAUGCUUUAGCAGAGUCAGCAUCCUCCCACCAGACUGCUGCGGUCACCAGUAGCUCCUCAGCCAGCGAUCCCUCCAGAGUCAAAGCUUCGUCUCCAAAGCAGCGGCGACGUGGGUCUGCAGGCUUUGGCUCACAAAAUGGAAGCCACCAUGCUAAUAGCUCAUCGAAUGGUUUGUCCUGUUGGACACCCCCUGUGUCCAGCAGUGUCCAACUCCAACCCUAUAGAGCCUUCUCACCCAAACCGCUGCGUAGGGGUUCAGCUGGAGCUGCAGGAUCUAGGAGUGGGGAUUCUAUAUCAACUGGACCCACACCGCGUUGGGUAACCCCAGUUACUGUCCGCAUGUCUCCAAGUGAGUCCACCAACCACAAGGCUCCAUCUGCACAGCAUACACCUCAUAGAGUUCCUGUUGAACAGGGUUCUACAAAUGGACAUCACUCAUCAGAGGAAAUGGCUUCUGUCACUAAAGUGAGGUCACCAGCCAAAACGCAUCACGUUCCGAUGGAUGAGCUUGUGAAGGAGCUUGGGGAGAUCGAGGAGAACCUGAACGAGUUGGAGAGGGAGGGGGUGGACUUGGAGAAGAGGCUCAGGAGCUGUGAGGAAGAGGGAAGAGGGGACCUCCUUAUGGACCCGCUGAUGGUUGACUGGUUCAAUCUCAUUCGCAAGAAGCAGGGCUACAUGAGGCGGGAGUCGGAGCUGGUCUACAUAGCCAGAACUCAGGAUCUGGAGGAGCAGCAGCCUGGAGUGGAGGGUGAGCUGCGGAGGCUGCUGGACAAGCCAGAACACCUCAAGAGCGAGUCGGAGCGCCGGCAGCAGUCGGAGCUGAUGGACCGACUCCUGGAGAUCAUCAACGACCGGAAUGCCAUCGUGGAAGGCCUGGAUCAGGACCGGCUGAGGGAAGAGGAGGAGGACCAGCAGUUGAAUGAAAUGAUGCAGAAACUUGGUAUGAAGAGGGCGAAGAGCAAAAGGCAGUCAUCUUUCUCCAAACUGUUCAGGAGGAAGAGCAAGAGGGUGGUGGCUGAGGGGUGAUCAGCAGCAGACUGAUGGGAAAGGGCUAGUCCCCAGUUGGCCCACACAAGGCUGUUGGAGGUGCUCAUGUUUUGCGGUGCUGCACGGCUUGAGACUCGGUGCACUGAAAUGUUGGCUUGUUUGUGUUCCGUUGUAGGUUUUUCCACCACUUAGCAGAGCAGGGUUUUUUGAAUGUAUCACAGUAGUCUUGGGGGUUUUGUUUUGGUUUGAUUUUUGUUUAUAUGUGUUUUUAAUAUAUACUUUACCUCAUGUUAGUCUGUUUUAUCUACAUUCACGUUUUCUACUCCUAAAAGGAAAUUAAUGUAACUCAUAGAUACCCUUUUCUUUUGAGUACUAAGUUAAAAUAACUUUCCAGCACUAAUCUGGGUUUAUGAAGGUAUGGAGUAAAUAAGUAUGUAAUAAUAACAAUAAUGGCAUACAUGUUCUCUUUAUUUGUGUACAAAGCAAUUUAAUCACAAUUAAUAAUAAUGUCUUUAUAGUGAUAUAUGAUGAAUGUUUUGAGAAGUCUCUCUGAAAAUGGAAAUGUCGUAGCCAGUGUAUCACUGAACAAUUAGACUAGGAAAGUGCUACAUCACUACUCACAUUUGUAAGGGCUGUCGGGUGUAAUUCCAUCUCAGUGCUGAGGGGGGCAGUAUAGCUUCAGCAGCAGUCUCAGCAGCAAAUCCCAUUUUCUUCUCCACAAAUUACUUAUGCCUGAGCUAAUUUCAUAUAUGCCUUGGAAUGUUAAAUUCAUCCACAGAUUAUGUAGUGGAGAGGCUUAUGCAGUACAGUUUAUAAGGGGGUUUAAAUAUUAACCAGGUUUAAUGAAACCUAAAUGCACUGUAAUGCAUCCUCUAAGUUGUGUAUUUUUUAAUGCUUGCGAUGAAAAUACUUUCGAUGUUCAGUUGUAUAAUUCCCAUUUUAACAAAUGCAGUGUUUUAAAGAUUUUUUAAGGGGUUAUUAUUAAACAAAGGAAAUGUUAUGAAUGAAAUCUUUAAAUGUUUGAUUGAUGAAUGGAAUGGUAAUGUCUACAAACAACAUAUUUGUUUAACUUUAAUCAUGUUUUU
Alosa sapidissima (American shad) is the source of this 4221-nucleotide messenger RNA. It is a transcript of the gene micall2a, whose product is annotated as mical-like 2a. Bases 260 to 3175 code for a protein of 971 amino acids. NCBI's taxonomy places the organism in Eukaryota, Metazoa, Chordata, Actinopteri, Clupeiformes, Clupeidae. The transcript has 19 exons. The record is from RefSeq and is a predicted model, not a curated record. Gene Ontology annotation, molecular function: protein binding.